AUGUCUCGCCAUCACCCCGAUCUCGUUAUGUGCCGCAAGCAACCAGGCAUCUCCAUCGGCCGACUUUGCGACAAGUGCGACGGCAAAUGCCCCGUGUGUGACUCCUACGUUCGACCCACCACUCUCGUCCGCAUCUGCGAUGAGUGCGCUUUCGGCAACUACCAGAACAAGUGUGUUGUCUGCGGUGGUGAGGGAAUCAGUGAUGCAUUCUACUGCUUCGAGUGCACGCGUCUGGAGAAGGAUCGAGACGGGUGCCCGAAGAUUAUCAAUCUUGGAAGUUCGAGAACAGAUUUAUUCUAUCAAAAGAAAAGUUUUCGGAAUCAUUGA
Molecule: messenger RNA, 327 nt
Organism: Penicillium malachiteum
Lineage: Eukaryota; Fungi; Ascomycota; Eurotiomycetes; Eurotiales; Aspergillaceae
Product: PHF5 family protein
Exons: 1
Coding region: 1-327 (108 amino acids)
Biological process (GO): mRNA splicing, via spliceosome
Cellular component (GO): U2 snRNP; precatalytic spliceosome; catalytic step 2 spliceosome
Source: RefSeq, a predicted model, not a curated record